AUGGGUAAAAAAGAUAAAAAAGGAGAGACCACUGAUCCAUCUAGUGAAGAGGAAUAUGUCGUCGAAAAAGUGCUCGACAAAAGAACCGUCAAAGGAAAGAUCCAGUACUUAUUGAAGUGGAAAGGUUAUAAGGAAGAGGAAAGUACUUGGGAGCCUGUGGAAAAUCUUGAUUGUGAGCAGCUGAUUAAAACAUUUGAAGAAAGCCGAAAAGAAAAGGAGAAAUCACGAAAGUCUGAAGAUCGCGGGAAGAAGAGAGUACGCGAGUCUAGUGAGGACACAAGUGUGUCAGGGCGUAAAGGCCGUGAUAAUAGCGUAUCUUCUAUGGAGGAGCCUAAAGAAAGCAAAAAGGAAAAGAAGGAAGAUAAAUCUAGGUCUGGCUUUGAAAGAGGGUUAAAGGCUGAGAAGAUCAUAGGUGCUUCGGAUGCAACUGGUGAGCUAAUGUUCCUUAUUAAGUGGGCGGAAUCAGAUGAAGCUGAAUUAGUGCCAGCCAAGGUUGCCAACAUUAAGUGUCCACAACAGGUUAUUGCUUUCUAUGAGGAGCGACUUACAUGGCAUAUGCCUGCUGAGUCUGAA
This is a messenger RNA of Iphiclides podalirius (scarce swallowtail), 573 nucleotides long. The record is from the annotation of a GenBank genome assembly. Lineage: Eukaryota; Metazoa; Arthropoda; Insecta; Lepidoptera; Papilionidae.